AUGAACAGCAUGUUUCCUCAGAGGAGCGCUGUGGCCACACUGGGCUACAGCUCAGAUUGUGUAAAGAUUGAGCGCAGCAGCAAUGGCUCAGUGGGUGGGUCGUUGCUGAGGGGCUCUCGCUCUAAGGCAGAGCUACAGGACCUAAUGGAGACGCUGCAGCGCAGGAAGAGUGCUCUGGAGGCCAGUUUGAGGGCGGCUGAGUGCAACCGCAAAUACCUCAGCGUGCCUGCACCAGGUGGAUCCCAGUCCACCAGGCCACUGUCGAUCCUCGGCAAUACGGAUCGGCCUCCGUCGGCCUCCAGAGCGUUGUCCUACAUGUCCAGCAGCAGCGUGCCUCCAUCACCUCGCCAAGGUGAACGCCAGCUGAGCUCCAACGGCUUCCUUCGUCAUUCCCACUCUCGCCACCAGUCGCAAGACAGUCUGCUCCUCUCUCACACAGCAGAUGGGAGCUCUCUGCUCUCUAUGGGGCAGCCCCUACCUCGCUCUCCCAGGGUGAAAAGUGGAGCAGCCAGCGUACCAUCCAGCCCUCGCAUGAGCCGCAGGCUCUACUCUCAGUGCAAAUCUGGAGGAGACUCCCGGCAGAGGAAAUACUCAACUGGCUCCCUCAACAGUCUGGGGAUGCAUAGUCGUUCUCUGCCGCGGCUUCACAACGCAGCAGAGCCCCCCACUCUGUCACUACCGUCACGACACUCUGUGGGUUCCCACAGAGGCUCAGCAGGGCAGCGGCGUAGUCUCUCCUCCCUGGAGCAGCCACCAGAUGUGACAGUACCAGCCAGCAUGCCCAGCACUCCCAGGAGGGCCAGCAUGGCCUCUCUGAGCUCUCUGGGUGUAGAGAUGGAUGGGACAGGCUUAGAUCUGGGCUUCGGAGAGGGGAGGUUGUCCUUUGGGAAGGGUGGCCUGAGUCCAGGACAAAGAGUGGGCAGCAUCAGCUCUUUGAAUGGCAAAGAGGAGCUGAGAGACUAUCACCUGCACCAGAGAGACGAGCGACUCAGGGAGCAGAAAGUGCAGAGAUUGGAGUGCCAGCGUCUAGAGACCAUCUUAAACCUGUGCACUGAGUUUGGCCAUGUGGAGAGAGAGCCGGCAGGCUCAGCAGUUUCUGACCUGCAGAAGAUCAAUAAGGAGCUGGAGAAGCUGCAGGUGUCCGACGAUGAAUCAGUGUUCUCCGACUCUCCCAGCGGCACCGCUCCAGAGAACUGCUUUGCAGCUAAAGCCAGAGACUUCCAACGCGCUGAGGAGCAGAAGGUCAACCAGCGUCAGCAGAGCGGCUACCGGGAGACCAGGUCCCACUCACCAGCUGUUAGCCUUAACAGCAGUGCCCCCUCACCCUCCACCCAUCACAGAGCCAAAGCCUUGGAGAGCGUGCAGCUGAAACAGGAAGUAACGCACAUAGAGGAAGAGAGGAUUCAAGUUGUGAACAACAUAGAGGAGUUGGAGCAGAAGAUCAAAGACCUGGACAACCAGAUGGAGGAGUCUGUCCGAGAGAUGGAGGUGGAGUGUGCUCUACUAGAGGGGGAACAGGAGUCGGAGAUGACCCAGAUGCAGAGGGAAAAGGAGCUUCUGGACCAACUAAAGACAAAGAUUCAUCGUAUUGAGAAGCUGAGGCACACUGAGAAAUCCCAGGACGCUGGAGAGCAGACUAAAAGUUUGGAGGAUUUGGAGUUUCAGAAGCUGGAGAGAGAAAUUAAUCAGAGCGAAGAAAAAGACAGUCAGAGCCGAGAGCUGCUGCGAGAGAUCGCAGAGUGUCAGCGUAUUGCAGUCACACGCAAGGAAAGACUCAUGAUGCUGAAGAAGCAGUCCUCACAGAUUACUGUACAGGCUCAACAAGAAAGAGAGAACUUCCAGAGAGAGAAAAACAAUUUGCUCGUCAUGCUUCAGAAGGAGAGAGAGAAACUGGCGUCUUUAGAAGGAAAGUAUGCAGAGUUGUCUGAGGGGCAGACCUUCACGAACAACCCUGUAGCCAUGAAAGAGCACUCUCUGAAGGAAAGGAGAAGAAGCAACAAAGAAAACUCCUGCCACCCGAGUGACAGCCUACCUCAUAAGAGGAGCCAGCAGCUCCUCACCUCUUAUGGCAGAUCCCUGGGACGCACGCUUCCUCCCAAGGCCCACUUGCCUUUGUCCCAAAGCUCCAGCUGUGGCAGCGUCAUCCUACAAGGCUUCAGCUUCUCCCCCAGGGACCUGAGCGCCCGCCGCCUUCCCAAGACAGGCAACAGCCAUGCACACAUGAAUGAGGACAGACAGAGAAGAAGCGAUUAUUGCAGCAGGAUGGUCUCUGAGCCCGGCGUGUUCUUAGACUCCUUUACCUACCCGGACCACAGCCAGACCUCAGAUACUGUCAGUGUGGACAGCUCCGACAGUCUGGAGACCAGCUUCUCCGCCUGCUCCCCAGACAACAUCUCCAGCGCCAGUACGUCCAAUAUGGCAAAGAUCGAGGAGAUGGAGCGUUUACUCCGAGAGGCCCAGGUUGAGAAACAAAGACUCCUCGAGCAUCGGGAGCGUGAGAUGGAGAUGCGCAGGCAUGCUCUGGAGGAGGAGCGACGAAGGAGGGAGGAACUGGAGAAACGACUGCAGGAGGAGACAAGCCGGAGACAAAAACUUGUCGAGAGAGAAGUGAAGCUCAGGGAGAAACAAAGAUCACAGUCACGGCUGACUCGCUACCUCCCCGUGAGGAAAGAUGACUUUGAUCUUCACGGCCAUAUUGAGGCAGCUGGACACAACCCAGAUGCCUGCUUCCAUCUGGCCAUCACUGAUAAAACCUGUCGAGGCUUCCUGGUCAAAAUGGGAGGCAAGAUUAAGACCUGGAAGAAGCGCUGGUUUGUCUUCGACCAGAAUCGCAGGACGCUCACUUACUAUGCAGACAAACACGAGACCAAGGUGAAAGGAGUCAUUUACUUCCAAGCCAUAGAGGAGGUGUACUAUGACCAUUUGAAGAAUGCACACAAAAGCCCCAACCCGUCCCUGACGUUCAGUGUGAAGACCCACGAUCGGGUGUACUACAUGGUGGCUCCGUCUCCUGAGGCCAUGCGUAUCUGGAUGGAUGUCAUGGUUACGGGUGCUGAAGGACACAUGCAUUUCAUGGUGUAA
This is a messenger RNA of Cyclopterus lumpus (lumpfish), 3081 nucleotides long. RefSeq names its product pleckstrin homology-like domain, family B, member 2a (gene phldb2a). The record is from RefSeq and is a predicted model, not a curated record. Gene Ontology annotation, cellular component: basal cortex. NCBI's taxonomy places the organism in Eukaryota, Metazoa, Chordata, Actinopteri, Perciformes, Cyclopteridae. Gene Ontology annotation, biological process: regulation of microtubule cytoskeleton organization.